This is a messenger RNA of Manacus vitellinus (golden-collared manakin), 2199 nucleotides long. RefSeq names its product antigen peptide transporter 2. Gene Ontology annotation, biological process: transmembrane transport. Lineage: Eukaryota; Metazoa; Chordata; Aves; Passeriformes; Pipridae. The annotation marks the transcript as partial. Gene Ontology annotation, molecular function: ABC-type transporter activity; ATP hydrolysis activity; ATP binding. The transcript is spliced from 11 exons. The record is from RefSeq and is a predicted model, not a curated record. Gene Ontology annotation, cellular component: membrane.
GCGCUGGCCCUGUUGGCCUGGGCCACACCUCUGAUGCCCGGCAGCGUCCCUGAGGCCUCUCCCGGUGUCCCCAAGACCCUCGGCGGUGUCCCCAAGGCUCCUGCUGCCUUCCGGAGGGUCCUGGCGCUGGCCUGGUCUGAGUGGAAAGUCCUUGGAGCCGCCUUCCUUUGCCUCAUGCUGGCGGCCACUGGGGAGACGGCGGGGCCGUACGUCACCGGGAAGGUGCUGGACGCCAUCAGGAACAGGGACGGACUCACCGCUGGAGCUGUUGGGAUGGUGGUGGCCACCGAAGCAGCCAGUGUCCUGUUCUCUGGGUGCCGUGGGUGGCUCUUCCUGCUGGUGGCAGCGCGUCUCCGGCAGAGCCUGCGCUUCCAGCUCUUCUCCCACCUGGUGCACCAGGACCUGGAUUUCUUCCAGGGAAUGCCGGCAGCCGAGCUCUCAGCGCGGUUUUCCACGGAGGUGCCGCUGGUGUCCAUGGCGGUGCCGAGGGGAACCAACCUGCUGCUCCGCAGCCUGGGAAUGGCACUGGUGGUGGGGAUGGCCAUGGUGUGGCUGGCACCGGGGCUGGCACUGCUGGCACUGCUGGAGCUGCCCCUCGGAAUCACCACCCGCCGCAUCCACAGUGCCCGGAAACAGGCGCUGCAGCGAUCCAUGCUGGAAGCAUCCGCCCGGACGGCCUCAGAGGUGCAGGAAUCCAUCGCCGCCAUUGAGACGAUCCAGAUCUUCUCAGCAGAGGAGGAGGAGGAGGAGCGGCACAGCCAGAACCUGGACAAGGAGCUGAGGCUGAAGGAGCGGAUGGAGUUGGAGCUGGCAGGAUUCACCCUCAUCCAUAGGGUCCUCCGACUGGCCAUCCGGGUCCUGGUGCUCUUCCGGAGCCACCAGCAGCUCCGUGAUGGAUCCAUCACUCCUGGGGUCCUCGUCACCUUCCUGCUGUACCGGGACACGGUUGGCAGCCAUGUCCAGGUGCUGCUCAUCGGCUUCAAUGAAUUCAUGACCAACAUGGCUGCUGGGCAGAAAAUCUGGGAAUACCUGGAUCAGGAACCCACGAGGGACACUGGGGGGACACUGGAGCCUUCCAAGCUCCGGGGCGACAUCACCUUCCAGAGGGUCUGCUUCACAUAUCCCGGGAAUCCAGAGCGCCCUGUGCUGAAGGACGUGUCCUUCGAGGUGCGUUCCGGGGAGGUGACGGCACUGGCAGGGCCCAAUGGGAGCGGAAAGAGCACAGCCGUGGCACUGCUGGAGCGGCUGCGGGAUCCUGGGAGCGGGAAGGUGCUGCUGGAUGGGAUCCCACUGCAGGAAUAUGAACACCAGUACCUACACCGGCAGGUGGUGCUGGUGGAGCAGGAUCCUCUCCUGUUUUCCGGAACGAUCCGUGAGAACGUUGUGCUGGGGCUGGAGUGCUGUGAGGAGUCGGAGCUGCAGGAGGCGGCCACUGCUGCCGGAGCCAUGGAGUUCAUCCAGGGGCUGGAACAAGGCUGGGACACCGAGGUUGGGGAGCUCGGGGGGCGGUUGGCGGCGGGGGAGCGGCGUCGCCUGGCCCUGGCCCGGGCCCUGCUCCGGCGUCCGACUGUCCUAAUUCUCGAUGAGGUGCUGGAUGAUGGAGACGAGGGGGCGGCGCAGCGCUGGGUGCGCACUGGGCUCGCCCGGACCGUGCUGGUCGUCUCCCACCGGCCGCGGGUGCUGGAAGCGGCCGAUCGCCUCGUGGUGCUGGAGCGCGGGGCCGUGGCAGAGGCAGGAACACCGACGGAGCUGCGGGAACGCCACGGGGCCUACAGCCGCCUGCUCCAGGGUGGAGGUGGGACCGGGCGGCCCGACGCCACGGGAGAGGGAGGCAGGGAAUAAAGGGAAAUUGGUGUCCCCAUUCCUGGUGUUUGUGUCCCAUCCCUGUUUCUAGUGUCCCCAGCCCCUGUGUCCUGCAGGUCCCUCAUCCCCCCAUCCCCUGGAUCCCCACUCCCUGUGUCCUUUUGAUUCUUCUCCCCAUUCCACCAGGGAUGGGAAGUGUGGGGGGGGUAUAGCGAGGGGCUUAAUUUCCAGCUGGGCUUAAAACCACAACAGUGGGGACAUGAGGGACACGUGGUGGGCAGGGACACAGGGAACACAAGGACCAAAGUAAAACUUGUAUGUUUAAGACAGUUUAAUAAUUGUAAAUAAAGUAAAAUGCAAUAAUAAUGGUAAAUGAUAAUAAUAAUGGUAAUAAAA